AUGGGUCGAGAACAGGACCUGAUCCUCGCUGUCAAAAACGGAGAUGUGACUGGUGUGCAGAAACUGGUGGCGAAGGUCAAGGCCACAAAGACAAAGCUCCUUGGCUCCACGAAGAGGCUCAAUGUCAACUACCAGGAUGCUGAUGGCUUUUCGGCUCUCCACCAUGCCGCCCUGGGGGGCAGCCUGGAGCUCAUCGCCCUGCUGCUGGAGGCUCAGGCCACCGUGGAUAUCAAGGACAGCAAUGGCAUGCGCCCACUGCACUACGCGGCCUGGCAGGGCCGCCUGGAGCCUGUGAGGCUGCUGCUGCGCGCCUCUGCGGCCGUGAACGCCGCCUCGCUGGACGGGCAGAUCCCACUGCACCUGGCUGCCCAGUACGGACACUAUGAAGUGUCAGAAAUGCUCCUCCAGCAUCAGUCCAACCCGUGCCUGGUCAACAAGGCCAAGAAGACGCCCUUGGACUUGGCCUGUGAGUUUGGACGGCUCAAGGUGGCCCAGCUGUUGCUGAAUAGCCACUUAUGCGUGGCACUGCUGGAGGGGGAGGCCAAGGACCCGUGUGACCCCAACUACACCACGCCCCUGCACUUGGCUGCCAAGAACGGCCACAGAGAGGUCAUCAGGCAGCUCCUGAGAGCUGGGAUUGAGAUCAACCGCCAGACCAAAACAGGCACAGCGCUCCACGAGGCCGCACUGUAUGGCAAGACUGAGGUGGUGCGGCUGCUCCUGGAGGGCGGGGUGGACGUGAACAUUCGGAACACAUAUAACCAGACGGCGCUGGACAUCGUGAAUCAAUUCACCACUUCCCAGGCCAGCCGGGAGAUUAAGCAGCUAUUGCGGGAGGCCUCAGGGAUCCUGAAGGUCCGGGCCCUCAAGGAUUUCUGGAACCUCCACGACCCCACUGCCCUCAAUGUCCGGGCAGGGGACGUCAUCACGGUGCUUGAGCAGCAUCCAGACGGCCGCUGGAAGGGCCACAUCCACGAGAGCCAGAGGGGCACCGACCGCGUGGGCUACUUUCCCCCGGGCAUCGUCGAGGUGGUCAGCAAGCGGGUGGGUGUCCUGGCACCCCGCCUCCCCUCUGUGCCCACCCCCCUGCGCCCAGGCUUCUCCAGGACGCCACAGCCCCCUGCCGAGGAGCCCCUGCAUCCCCUCACCUAUGGCCAGCUGCCCCGGGUGGGCCUCAGCCCAGACAGCCCAGCAGGUGACAGGAACAGCGUGGGCAGCGAGGGCAGCGUGGGCAGCAUCCGCAGUGCUGGCAGCGGGCAGAGCUCCGAAGGCACCAAUGGCCACAGCACUGGCCUCCUUAUCGAGAACGCCCAGCCGCUGCCCUCUGCCGGAGAGGACCAGGUGCCUCCAGGACUACAGCCCCCGUCCCUGGCAGACAACCCAAACCACCGCCCUCUGGCCAACUAUCGCUCGGGGGAGCAGCACUUCACCCAGGACGUGAGGCCUGAGCAGCUGCUGGAGGGGAAGGAUGCUCAGGCCAUUCAUAACUGGCUGAGCGAGUUCCAACUGGAGGGCUACACUGCACACUUUCUGCAGGCCGGCUACGACGUGCCAACCAUCAGCCGCAUGACGCCCGAGGACCUGACGGCCAUUGGGGUGACCAAGCCUGGGCACAGGAAGAAGAUUGCCUCGGAGAUUGCCCAGCUGAGCAUCGCCGAGUGGUUGCCCAACUACAUCCCAGCGGACCUGCUGGAGUGGCUGUGCGCCCUGGGGCUGCCGCAGUACCACAAGCAGCUGGUGAGCAGUGGCUACGACUCCAUGGGGCUGGUGGCUGACCUCACCUGGGAGGAGCUGCAGGAGAUCGGCGUCAACAAGCUCGGUCAUCAGAAGAAGCUCAUGCUGGGGGUGAAGCGGCUGGCUGAGCUCCGGCGGGGCCUACUGCAGGGGGAGUCUCCGGGGGAAGGCGGCCGCCGGCUGGCCAGGGGCCCAGAACUGAUGGCCAUUGAGGGGCUGGAGAACGGGGAUGGGCCCCCUGUGGCCAGCCCACGCCUCCUCACCUUCCAGGGCAGCGAGCUGAGCCCCGAGCUCCAGGCGGCCAUGGCAGGUGGCGGCCCCGAGCCACUCCCCCUGCCCCCUGCCCGCUCCCCCAGCCAAGAGAGCAUUGGGGCCCGCUCACGGGGGUCUGGUCACUCGCAGGAACAGCCUGCCCCUCAGCCAGGUGGUGGGGACCUCAACGCCCCACAGGAGAGGAAUCUUCCAGAGGGCACAGAGCGGCCCCCUAAACUCUGUUCCCCACUUCCUAGCCAAGGGCCCCUGCCUUACGUUUUCAUGUACCCCCAGGCCUCACCCUCCAGCCCUGCCCCUGGGCCGCCUCCGGGCACUCCCCGGGCCUUCUCCUACUUGGCCGGCUCCCCGGCCACUCCUCCAGACCCCCCGCGGCCCAAGCGCCGGUCCCACAGCCUGAGCCGCCCUGGCCCAGCCGAGGGGGAGGCCGAUGGGGAGGCCGAAGGGCCAGUGGAUAGUGCCCUGGGCAGCUACGCCACCCUCACUCGGCGACCAGGACGCAGCACCCUCGCCCGGACCAGCCCCAGCCCAACCCCAACGCGGGGGGCUCCCCGCAGCCAGUCCUUUGCCCUCCGGGCUCGCCGAAAAGGCCCCCCACCCCCGCCCCCCAAGCGCCUCAGCUCCGUCUCUGGCUCCACCCCGGAGCCCCCACCACCGGAUGGAAGCCUGGGGCCCAAGGAAGGGGCCACAGGGCCCCGGAGGCGAACACUGAGCGAACCCACAGGCCCCUCAGAGCCGCCUGGCCCACCUGCCCCGGCCGGCGCCGCAUCGGACACGGAGGAGGAGGACCCGGGGCCCGAGGGGACACCCCCAUCUCGGGGCAGCUCAGGGGAAGGGCUCCCCUUUGCGGAGGAGGGGAACCUGACUAUCAAACAGCGGUAUGAAGCCAGGGCCUGCGGGGAGAGGUUGGUGUGGGUAGGGCCUGUGUCCGGCUCAGCUGAGUCACAGGCCAACCUCUUUGUCUCUGCAGGAACAGCCCCCAAGCCUGUGUCGGUGGCCUGCACCCAGCUGGCAUUUUCCGGCCCUAAGCUGGCUCCCCGGCUUGGUCCCCGCCCGGUGCCCCCUCCAAGGCCAGAGAGCGCGGGGGCCGCGGGCCCGGGCCGGGCCCAGCAGAGACUGGAGCAGACCAGCUCGUCGCUGGCAGCUGCACUGCGGGCCGCGGAGAAGAGCAUUAGUGCAGAGGAGCGAGAGGGCGCCCCCGGCGCCUCCGCCAAGCACAUCCUAGAUGACAUCAGCACCAUGUUCGACGCCCUGGCUGACCAGCUGGACGCCAUGUUGGACUGA
This is a messenger RNA of Rangifer tarandus platyrhynchus (Svalbard reindeer), 3288 nucleotides long. The record is from the annotation of a GenBank genome assembly. NCBI's taxonomy places the organism in Eukaryota, Metazoa, Chordata, Mammalia, Artiodactyla, Cervidae.